CGGUGCCCUUGAUCAGCUCUGGUUCACCAUGCUUCUGUCAACCAUCAGUAUAGGGAGAAGACCCGACCUGACAGAGUGCUCUGCGGUAAGAGCUUACACUCUCUACUGCGUCUGCGCUUCGUCCCAUGAACAUGGGGACAAGGCAAACUAUCCAGACAAACCAUGAGUGACCAGUGCUUGUCCCCAGCUCUCUUUGUCGCACCUGGCCCGAUAUGGAGCUUAUCUAUCUCUUUUCCCCGGCGAAGACACGCCAGUGCUAAUUGCUCGAAUAUCGCGAUAUAUAUACAUUUGAGAAUGUCCUGCCUUGGAGCAAAUCCCUGGAGCAGCCUUAUGCAAGAGCAGCUAAAGGUAUAGAAAAGGUUGCCGGCUUGAUCUAUGCUGCCGCAAUACUACCCCUGGGCUGCUGACUGCACAUGAUGUUUCGGGAUGGGUAAGGAAGGUUCCUGUUCUUAUACUUUACAAUACUCUAUCUGCCAAGAGCUUCCCACUCUAGCCUUACAAGGCUAUAUGCGACGAAGUGUAUUAACACUAUAUUGUUCUCUACUCCAAGACGGACACUGUCGCGUGUCUAUACAUGUGCAGAUAUUAACCUUGGGGUCCUUGAUGGGAGCAUCCUGCGGCUGGUGCUUAAUAUGUCCCUUUCCUCUCCCGUGAAGACCUGCGUGUCUUCCAGCGAUGUCAUGGACGUCUCUUCCACCAAGGGUGAGUGCCUUUGGACUGAAUUACACCACCACGGCGCGAGAGCACUUGGACAGGCAGCGAUCCACUCUAUCAAACUGCAAAUAGCCACCACAAUGGUCUGUUGCUGUGCGGCUGCGCUUUUUAGUCCUCUGUGAACAAUACCACAACAGUGACAUCAACCGCAAUCACAUUCGUCUCACACUUCUCCCUCUUCUCCCAGGCACCGAUGAUCCAGAUUCACUUGAUUCACUUGAACAGGUUCUAUUCAUCCAUUCUUUCGGCCACUCUUCUUCCCGAGGGCUUGAAAUACUCGUUCAAUGAACCCAACCCACAACAGCGAGUCCAUUCUCGAAGCGAAUCAAGCAAGGCAAAGCAAGGAUCUCUCUUCUCUUCUCCAUCUCUUGCCUCUGCUUCUCCUUGAUCUCCUACCUCUGCUUCUCCUCCAUCUUCUCUGCAAUCGAGCCAGACUCAGCCCCAUAACUCCUUAUCUCUUGACCACUCCAUCGCAAGAUGUCGCCAGACAAGUCGACUCAGACCGAGAUCGCCAUGACCUGCGCAACCUGCGACACCACCGACGGAGGACAUCAUGGUUCAGAUCUAUCCACCAAACCAGAGGACCGAUCUCAGGACACCAAGGGUUUCGAGGCCACUACAACUAAUCCUGCUACUGCGUCGGCUGCGCAAGACCAAGGAGUGACUGAACAGACUGCGCGAGUUGAUUCUCCCACCCUUCCUGAAUCUCCUACCCUUCCCUCCUUCGAUCUCGACCUCCUUCGACCCCAGACAAAUGAAGCCACAGAUUCAGCGACAUCAGAGACCAACACCAACACAGUCACUCCCUAUCACUACGACAGUGACAGCGAUGACAUCAACGACACCAACACCCCAGUCCUGCUUCGAGACCCUCAAACCGUCACCCUCGCCAUCACCAUUCAAGUCCGCGCAAAGUCACACCAAACCAUCACGCCGCAGGCAUCAACCGAGUCAUCGUCGUCGUCCUCCUUCACCUUCACCACCUCUGCGAGCAACUGUACCAGCCUAAUGUCACUCCGCGAUCUUCUCGUCGCAAAAAAUUCACAGUCUCGAUCCUUCCUGUCGCUCCACCUACUUAAUGCCGCCGAAAACAACAGCUUGAACCUCGACCAACUCGUCCAAGACCUGGACCGAGCGACAUUCAAGCUCGAAGAAGAUGGCCACGUGGCCACCAUGAACAUGACACCCGCAAGGGUGGAUCGGUCCCGUGCGUUCCCGGCCGCCGAGUACGAGGCGUGGUUCUGGCGCAACGUGCGCCGGGGCCACAAGGCCUCGUACGGUGUCCAGGUCAAUGUUUUGCUUUAGAGCAUGAGAUUUGGGAACAGCGGGAUCCGUGAGCCGAAAGAAAAUGACAUGAAUUUGACCUAA
Molecule: messenger RNA, 2082 nt
Organism: Exophiala dermatitidis NIH/UT8656
Lineage: Eukaryota; Fungi; Ascomycota; Eurotiomycetes; Chaetothyriales; Herpotrichiellaceae
Exons: 1
Coding region: 1192-2019 (275 amino acids)
Source: RefSeq, a predicted model, not a curated record